AGGGGGGACAGUCGAAUUCUUCUAGGGUCAGAGGACGGCUGAGCUGCCCCGACCCCGUGAGGCAGGUGCAAGGACGAGGUCCAGAGGAGUUAAAGAGCAGGCCCAGGACCCCCAGCCGCACGACGGGCCUCCCAAAGCGCCUGCCACCAUCCAGGGGAUUUCUUGCACCGCAGCGGGUAAUUCCUGCCCCGUCCCCGCGGUGACUCAGCCGUGACGUGGAGCCACAGGCGGCGAGAGGACCGGGCGCCAGACCCCGCGCCGCACACAGGCGCCUCGCGGCUCGGCCCACGCUGCCCGGGCUGCUGUCCCCGCGGCCCCAGGAUGGCCUCCGGCUCGGCCAGCAGCCCCCGCCCGGCGCCCGACGAGAACGAGUUUCCCUUUGGGUGCCCCCCCGACGCCUGCCAGGAGCCGGCAGAGCCCAGGGCCGUCCGCUGUGCCGCCUGUCUCCCCGAGAACGUGAGGAGCGGCGAGGACCGGAUCUGCCCGAAGUGCCAGGGGGACGACCCGCAGUCUGGAAGCCCGGGCAGCCCGCUGUCGCAGGAGAAGGACCCGCCUGAGGUGGCUGAGGCUGAGGUCGGCUGCCCGUUUGCUGGAGUGGGCUGCCCCUACAAGGGCAGCCCCAGGCUGAUGCAGGAGCACGAGGUCGCCUCGCAGACCACCCACCUCAACCUGCUGCUGGGAUGCGUGACGCCGUGGAUGGCCCCACGUGGCCCCGGGGGCGCGGCCCUGGCCCUGGAGCGGAACCUGUCGGACCUGCAGCUGCAGGCGGCCGUGGAGGUGGCUGGGGACCUGGAGGUGGACUGUUACCGGGCGCCCCGCUCCGACAGCCAGGACGAGCACACCCUGCAGCGCCUCACAAAGGAGAAGCCCCUGGCUGAGCUGCAGGAGAAGCUGCGCGUGUUCGAGAACAUCGUGGCCGUCCUCAACAAAGAGGUGGAGGCCUCCCACCUGGCCCUGGCCGCCUCCAUCCACCAGAGCCAGCUGGACCGCGAGCACAUCCUGAGCCUGGAACAGCAGGUGGCGGAGCUGCAGCAGACGCUGGCCCAGAAAGACCAGGCCCUGGGCAAGCUGGAGCAGAGCCUGCGCCUCACGGAAGAGGCCUCCUUCGAUGGCACGUUCCUGUGGAAGAUCACCAACGUCACCAGGCGCUGCCACGAGUCUGCCUGCGGCAGGACCGUCAGCCUCUUCUCACCAGCUUUCUACACGGCCAAGUACGGCUACAAGCUGUGCCUGCGGCUCUACCUGAAUGGGGACGGGACGGGGAAGAGGACCCACCUGUCGCUCUUCAUCGUGAUCAUGAGAGGGGAGUACGACGCUCUGCUGCCCUGGCCUUUUCGGAACAAGUGUCAGGGGAAGCUGAUGGAGAAUCACACUCUGGACCCAGGGACUCGGGACUCCUAUGGUGCCACCAGCCACCUCCCCAACAAGGGGGCCCUGGCAAAAGCCAAGAACAACUUCAAAGACCUGAUGUCCAAGCUGACGGAGGGCCAGUACGUGCUGUGCCGCUGGACAGAUGGACUGUAUUACCUCGGGAAGAUCAAGAGGGUCAGCAGUUCUAAGCAGAGCUGCCUUGUGACUUUUGAAGAUAAUUCCAAAUACUGGGUCCUCUGGAAGGACAUACAGCAUGCUGGCGUUCCAGGGGAGGAGCCCAAGUGCAACAUCUGUCUGGGGAAGACAUCGGGGCCGCUGAAUGAGAUCCUCAUCUGUGGGAAGUGUGGCCUGGGUUACCACCAGCAGUGCCACAUCCCCAGGGCGGGCAGUGCGGACCGUCCCCUGCUCACGCCGUGGUUCUGCCGACGCUGCAUCUUCGCGCUGGCUGUGCGGAAAGGCGGCGCGCUGAAGAAGGGUGCCAUCGCCAGGACGCUGCAGGCCGUGAAGAUGGUGCUGUCCUACCAGCCCGAGGAGCUCGAGUGGGACUCGCCGCACCGCACCAACCAGCAGCAGUGCUACUGCUACUGCGGCGGGCCCGGAGAGUGGUACCUGCGGAUGCUGCAAUGCUACCGGUGCAGACAGUGGUUCCAUGAGGCCUGCACGCAGUGCCUCAAUGAGCCCAUGAUGUUCGGGGACCGGUUCUACCUGUUUUUCUGCUCCGUGUGCAACCAGGGCCCCGAGUACAUCGAGCGGCUGCCCCUCCGAUGGGUGGAUGUGGUGCACCUGGCCCUCUACAACCUGGGGGUGCAGAGCAAGAAGAAGUACUUCGACUUUGAGGAGAUUCUGGCCUUUGUCAACCACCACUGGGAGCUCCUGCAGCUCGGCAAGCUCACCAGCACCCCCGUGACGGACCGAGGACCACAUCUCCUCAAUGCGCUGAACAGUUACAAAAGUCGGUUCCUGUGCGGCAAGGAGAUCAAGAAGAAGAAGUGCAUCUUCCGUCUGCGCAUCCGCGUGCCCCCCAACCCGCCCGGGAAGCUGCUGCCUGACAAGGGCCUGGUGCCCACGGACGGCGGCGCCGCCUCGGAGCUGCGCAAGAGAGGAAGGAGCAAGCCCGGUCUGUUGCCUCACGAGUUCCAGCAGCAGAAAAGGCGAGUUUAUAGAAGAAAAAGAUCAAAGUUUUUGCUGGAAGAUGCUAUUCCCAGUAGCGACUUUACCUCCGCCUGGAGCACCAACCACCACCUGGCCAGCAUCUUUGACUUCUCGCUGGAUGAAAUUCAGAGCUUAAAAAGACGUGGACUCCACGGACGCCGCCAGCACCUCGGGCUCGGCUUCCACCAGCCUGUCCUACGACUCCAGGCGGACGGUGGGCAGCCGCAAGAGGAAGCUGGCGGCCAAGGCGUACGUGCCGCUGCGGGCCAAGCGGCGGGCGGCCGAGCCGGGCGGACGCUGCCCCUCCGACAGCAGCGCAGAGGCGGCGUCGGGCCCCGAGCGGCCGGACGAGGGCAUCGACAGCCACACGUUCGAGAGCAUCAGCGAGGACGACUCGUCCCUGUCCCACCUCAAGUCCUCCAUCACCAACUACUUCGGCGCGGCCGGGCGCCUGGCCUGCGGGGAGAAGUACCAGGUGCUGGCGCGGAGGGUCACGCCCGAGGGCAAGGUCCAGUACCUGGUGGAGUGGGAGGGCACCACCCCCUACUGAGCAGCCCCGGGCGGCGGCUCCUCGGGCCCCCAGCCCCCAGACUGUUGACCCGUGACCCCGGCUCCACGACCCCCGCCCCGAGGCCGUCCUCCUCCGAGUCCCGCCGUCCCCGCGCCUCUCUCCCGCGCGUGGGUGUGUUCACCACCUCCCCCGCAGGGCUGGCCUCCCCUGAUGUCCCCGGUGUCCCCGCACCUGACCCGGGGGUCACCCUGGGAGAGCAAGGACCUCUAAGCAUGGCCUUCCUGCCUGGCCCAGCCUGGCGGUGAGGGCGCGUGACGCCCCUGCGACAGCCCACGCGGCGGGGACCCGGGGCCAGGGCCUCAGGCGUCAGGCUGGGUCUCUGCCUCAAAGGCGCCCACGCCGCAGCCCCGUCAGAGGCCGUGAGGCCGGGCCCGCGGGUGCCCCUCUCCCCGGCCUCGCAUCCGCCGUGGCACUGGGGGUGCCUUGGAGACCCGCGGGCCAGGGAGGGAAGCGGGAGGCAGGGCGGCCGGGCCCUGCAACCCCCGCCGGCCUCCCGGCCCCCCGGCCCAGCACGCACCCACAGACGCCACCAUCACACGUGUGCUCUCUCCCUCCGGGACCACACCCCCCCACGCACACACCACGCACAUGCGCCGUGCAGCAUACGUGUACACACGCACACACCCUGCAGCAUGCACGUACACAGUGUACACACAGACCCACACACACCACGCGGCAUGCGUGUACACACACACACACACACACACCCCCCACACAAGCUCCCGCUCCCGCUCCCUCUGUGCCAGCCUGGUUCCUGCCCUCGGCUCUCCCUUGGCCUCUUCAGUGCUGCAACUAAAUGUGAAAGUCCAGCCUCUGCCCCUUCUUUCAGCCGUGAACGGUGGAGGCCCCGCACAGAGUGGAGCCCAGAGGACUCGUGGCCCCUUCCUUAUCCCCUGCUGUGCCCUGAGAUUGACAAUCACUUUUUGGGACAGGUUGGGAUUUUUUAACGGGCUUGUGUUACUCAGCGCUCUCCAAGGGAAGCCUCUGUCAGUGGGAGUAUAAAUAGAAUUCUUAGAACUGUUACAACUCAUCCCCAUCUGGAGGAAAACCAAAAAUGAGAAGAGGAGGGGACCCCUCAUUUUUGCUGCUUCCAGAGCUUUAGAAGCUGACUCACAUGAUGGGAAAGUAGAAAGAAGUGCCUUCACCAGGGCAAGGGGGACCAGCCGGGGGCCAGCCCUGCCAGCCGCUGCUGUGGCCUCCUCGGCCGAGCUCCGCAGGCUGCCAGCAGCAGGGCGAAGGUGGACGAACCAGGGGUGGCGGGCCCGGGGAGCUGGUUUUUCCUUUGCUGGGCUCAGCCACUCCCCACCUGCGAGCACCCGGGAGUCCGAGAUUGUUCAGAUGCCCCCGGCCUCGGACCUCAGUCCUCCAGUGCCUUCCACGCGGGACCUCACCUCCUGCACGUGGCCCGCCCCUUCCCUCCGCUUCCCAGGCGUGACCCAGGCAGGGAACAGCUGGGGCGGGGCCCACCCCCUCCCUUCUCAGCCCCACAGCUGCCGCCACUGAAGCCCCCAACUGGGGCCGGAUGGAAGGGGAGCUGAGAAGCCAGCCCCCAGCCCCGCAGGGGUGUGGGACCUCGGGAUCCAAUCUGUGGCUUCCUGCCUGGCUUCGGAGGGCACAGCCACCCCCCAGGCCUGCUUUCCAGGCUUCCGAGGAAGCACAGGAUGAGCACGGCCAGCGCGGCCACUGCACCUUCUCUCCUGAAGCCCCAGGGAGGCUCUGGGCUCGAAGGGGGGGCCGGGGCCUUCCUCACUUGGGAUGUCAGCCUAAGGCCUAGCAGGGCCACCCUGACUCCACAUCCCAGCAUUUCAUUCAUACCAGUUAAUAGCUGCAUUACUGCCAACUGACCUUAUAACCCUGUGCACCUUUGAAAAGAUUUAUGGUUUUGAAUUGCUGCUUUUAAUAACAUUUGUUAUAUUAAAGUUAUAAUUAAUGUG
This is a messenger RNA of Canis lupus familiaris (dog), 5028 nucleotides long. RefSeq names its product PHD finger protein 19 (gene PHF19). The record is from RefSeq and is a predicted model, not a curated record. NCBI's taxonomy places the organism in Eukaryota, Metazoa, Chordata, Mammalia, Carnivora, Canidae. The transcript is spliced from 22 exons. The coding region runs from base 322 to 3339 and encodes 1005 amino acids. Gene Ontology annotation, biological process: chromatin organization; regulation of canonical NF-kappaB signal transduction; positive regulation of JNK cascade. Gene Ontology annotation, cellular component: cytoplasmic side of plasma membrane; plasma membrane signaling receptor complex; nucleus. Gene Ontology annotation, molecular function: ubiquitin protein ligase binding; DNA binding; tumor necrosis factor receptor binding.